Molecule: messenger RNA, 1705 nt
Organism: Sceloporus undulatus (fence lizard)
Lineage: Eukaryota; Metazoa; Chordata; Lepidosauria; Squamata; Phrynosomatidae
Gene: TYR
Product: tyrosinase
Exons: 6
Coding region: 1-1587 (528 amino acids)
Biological process (GO): pigmentation; melanin biosynthetic process
Molecular function (GO): tyrosinase activity
Source: RefSeq, a predicted model, not a curated record
AUGUGUCUUUUCUCCGUUGGGAUCUUCUUGGGUCUUCUCCCCUUAGGAUCUAGCCAGUUUCCACGGGCAUGUGCCAAUUCAGACAGUCUGUUGAGAAAGGAAUGCUGCCCCUCGUGGCCGGGGGACGGGUCCCCUUGUGGAGAGCUUUCAGGUCGGGGAUCUUGCAGAGAUAUCCUGCUUUCAGAUGCCCCGCUAGGACCUCAGUUCCCCUUCUCCGGAGUAGAUGACAGGGAAGACUGGCCUGCUGUCUUUUUUAACAGGACCUGCCAAUGCACAGGCAACUUCAUGGGCUUCAACUGUGGUGACUGCAAGUUCAACUUUGCGGGUUCCAAAUGCACUGAAAGAAAGGCACGGGUGAGGAGAGACAUCUUCCGGAUCAGUGCCAGGGAAAAGUAUCAGUUUCUCGCCUACCUCAACUUGGCCAAGCACACAACCAGCCGGGAUUUUGUUAUUGCCACUGGAACGUAUGCCCAGAUGAACAAUGGCUCAGCCCCCAUGUUCCGAAACAUCAAUGUCUAUGACCUCUUUGUCUGGAUGCAUUAUUAUGUGUCUCGGGAUACACUCCUUGGAGGCACCAGUGUGUGGCGGGACAUUGAUUUUGCCCAUGAAGCUCCAGGUUUCCUUCCUUGGCACCGACUUUUCCUGCUCAUGUGGGAACAUGAGAUCCAGAAGUUGACAGGGAAUGAGAACUUCACCAUCCCCUACUGGGACUGGCGAGAUGCCCAGGGAUGUGACGUCUGUACAGAUGAGUUUAUGGGUGGCAGACACCCAAGCAACCCAAACUUGCUGAGCCCAGGUUCUUUCUUCUCUUCAUGGCAGGUGAUUUGCAGCCGAUCAGAAGAGUACAACAGCCGCCAAGAACUUUGUAAUGGCACAAACGAAGGGCCUAUUCUUCGAAAUCCCGGCAACCAUGAUAAAGGGAGGACCCCUAGGCUUCCAACUUCUGCCGAGGUUGAAUUCUGUUUAAGUCUCACUCAGUAUGAAGCUGGAACCAUGGACAAAAUGGCCAACUUCAGCUUUAGGAACACUUUGGAAGGCUUUGCAAAUCCAAGCACUGCAAUAUCGAAUGUGUCUCAAAGCAGUCUGCAUAAUGCAUUGCACAUCUACAUGAAUGGAUCCAUGUCUGAGGUACAAGGAUCAGCCAAUGACCCUAUCUUCAUACUUCACCAUGCCUUUGUUGACAGCAUUUUUGAACAAUGGCUCAGAAGACACCAACCGCUACGUGAGGUUUACCCUGCAGCCAAUGCCCCUAUCGGACACAACCGUGAAUCUUACAUGGUCCCCUUCAUUCCUCUUUAUAGGAAUGGGGAAUUCUUCAUAUCAUCAAGAGAAUUAGGAUACGACUAUGAAUAUCUAAUAAAUCCAGACACCAAUCCCUUCCAGAAUUUUUUUCUACCUUAUUUGGAGCAAGCACGUCAGAUUUGGCCCUGGCUGGUGGGAGCUGCUGUGGUGGGUGCCAUUCUAAUGUUGAUUGCUGGAGUAAUUACACUACGAUGUCGGAAGAAGAGACGGAUCUCAGAGGAAACACAGCCACUACUCAUGGAGAGUGAUGAUUAUCAGCAUGUGACCUACCAAUCACACGUAUAACAGUGGCCUAGUAUCCCAACAUAGGGUGAAAUGUAUGUGGUGUGGGAAAUCUGUGGUAUAUGUUUCCAGUAUAUUUUUCCAAAGCUUGGUGCUGUGUCUGUGUUGUAUCUAAUGGGUU